AAGCAGUUGUGUAGCGCCUAUCCGACUUCAGACCCGUGAGAUGUCUGCAUUAGCGGGAUUUGAUGCAGCUGAUUUUGUUAAAUUCGGUCGCAAAACCGUGUGUGUUGGAAGAAAUUACGCCGAACAUGCGAAGGAACUAAACAAUGCGGUGCCAGACACUCCGUUGUUGUUCUUAAAGCCACCCAGCGCAUAUCUACCCCACUGGAGCGCAGAACCUAUUCGAAUCCCUAAAGGAGCCACCGUCCACCAUGAAGUGGAGUUAGGGGUGGUGAUUGGGCAGGGCGGCACCGAUAUAAAUGAGAAAUGGGCUAUGCAGCAUGUCGCGGGCUACUGUUUAGCACUGGACUUAACGGCGAGAGAUAUUCAGGAGGCAGCGAAAAAGAAGGGGACUCCCUGGACAGUUGCUAAAGGAUAUGACACGUUCACGCCAAUUGGAGGCUUCAUUCCUAAAUCAGAGAUCUCGGACCCUCACAAUGUACGACUCUGGUGUAAAGUGGAUGGAGUGAUGAAGCAGGAUGGGAACACUGAAGACAUGAUUUUCUCCAUUGAACACCUAAUUAGCCAUAUAAGCUCGAUUAUGACACUGGAGAAGGGUGAUGUGAUUCUCACUGGCACUCCCGCGGGUGUCGGACCUAUUCUGCCUGGACAGGAUAUCGAGUGUGGCUUGACCGAGGACGACAAGUACACAAUGAUGUUUACUGCCGUGGAGAGAUAGUGAGCGAUUAAAAUAUAGGCUCGCUUUCUCCAAUCCCCCCCCCCUAUUAUUAGUUGGUUUAAUUUUUGGUAUGAAAUGAUAAUGGGCGCAAGUAGACAAUGAUACCCACUUGAGUGAUUCGAUAGGUAUCAGCAUCAAAACGUAUGACAGAACAUAAAGAAGGUAUAUCGAAG
Sphaeroforma arctica JP610 is the source of this 888-nucleotide messenger RNA. RefSeq names its product fumarylacetoacetate hydrolase domain-containing protein 1. Gene Ontology annotation, molecular function: acetylpyruvate hydrolase activity. The transcript has 5 exons. Gene Ontology annotation, cellular component: mitochondrion. NCBI's taxonomy places the organism in Eukaryota, Ichthyosporea, Ichthyophonida. The coding region runs from base 41 to 715 and encodes 224 amino acids. The record is from RefSeq and is a predicted model, not a curated record.